UGCACAGGCAAGGGACUGCGGCGGAGCAGGAUGGAGAUCCCGGUGCCCGUGCAGCCGACCUGGCUGCGCCGCGCCUCGGCUCCCUUGCCUGGAUUUUCUGCACCGGGACGCCUCUUUGAUCAGCGCUUCGGCGAGGGGCUGCUUGAGGCCGAGCUGGCCUCGCUCUGCCCUGCCGCCUUCGCCCCCUACUAUCUGCGCGCGCCCAGCGUGGCGCUGCCCACCUCUCAGGCGCCGUCGGACCCCGGGCAUUUCUCGGUGUUGCUGGACGUGAAGCAUUUCUCGCCGGAGGAGAUUGCUGUCAAGGUGGUUGGUGACCACGUGGAGGUGCACGCCCGCCACGAGGAGCGCCCGGACGAGCACGGAUUCAUCGCACGCGAGUUCCACCGCCGCUACCGAUUGCCACCGGGCGUGGACCCUAACGCCGUGACAUCUGCGUUAUCACCCGAGGGCGUACUGUCCAUCCAGGCUGCACCAGCGUCUGCGCAGGCCCCGCUGCCGCCAGCACCUGCCGCCAAGUAGGGCUUUCAGGCAUGCCUGAACCCGAGGAGCCUCUUGGGGCUCCUGCUCUUAAAGCCGAUUUAAUCUGACUCCGCCCAGCCAGAAAUCCCAAGCACGCCGACCAUUCCCGACAAAAUCAAGAAGCCUGCCUUGCCCCCUCACCCUAGAUGACACCCACACCCCCACUAUCCGACCCCAGCCCCUCACUCCCUACAGUCUCGCAUCUGCACUGACCCCACUAACUUGGCACUUCCCACUCAACUUCUCCUAACCACUCCAUAAAGACACCCCACAUCCCAUCCUCAGUCUUUGCAGUGUAGAUGGCGCCGCCCAGACCCUAGGCUAGCCCAGCAUAAUCCCCCAGCCAGUGUGUUCCCAGGCUUCAGGACCCUCCCACACACCCCACUAGAUGGCCCACCCUCCUGCAGCCCAUUUCUGACUUAAACCCCAGGCUCUUGAAUGAAUCCCUGACUGUCCACCUGGAAAGACCUAUCCUAAUCCAACCAGCACCCCAAGCCUCAAACUGUACAGACACCCCUCAAGCUCUCCAGACUGCAUAAGUGCCCUGGGACUCCUCCCCAUGCCCUCCAGUAGCUCUGACUCCCAGAUCUCCAACAAGAUAUCCUGGGCAGCUCCUUCCCCACACUACCCACCACACUGUCUUGUCCAGACCCCAACAAACAACCACUAUGGUUUCCUGCGACCUUUUGUCCUCUUUGCAGUACCCACCUGCCGCCUGAUCCCGACUCCUCUCCAAGGCUUGCCCCCUUCAAUAAACAGGCUAGAGCUGUG
Ochotona princeps (American pika) is the source of this 1290-nucleotide messenger RNA. It is a transcript of the gene HSPB6, whose product is annotated as heat shock protein family B (small) member 6. Gene Ontology annotation, molecular function: structural constituent of eye lens; protein folding chaperone. Lineage: Eukaryota; Metazoa; Chordata; Mammalia; Lagomorpha; Ochotonidae. The record is from RefSeq and is a predicted model, not a curated record. Gene Ontology annotation, biological process: response to heat; protein refolding. The coding region runs from base 31 to 519 and encodes 162 amino acids. The transcript has 3 exons.